This is a messenger RNA of Hevea brasiliensis (rubber tree), 2742 nucleotides long. RefSeq names its product TORTIFOLIA1-like protein 4. Gene Ontology annotation, cellular component: microtubule. The record is from RefSeq and is a predicted model, not a curated record. Bases 502 to 2475 code for a protein of 657 amino acids. The transcript has 5 exons. Gene Ontology annotation, molecular function: microtubule binding. NCBI's taxonomy places the organism in Eukaryota, Viridiplantae, Streptophyta, Magnoliopsida, Malpighiales, Euphorbiaceae.
GUGCAAUAUGAAUAUGCACUUUUGGUAGGAAUUAAAUUCUUAACCACAUGAGCAUUCAGUCCAACAAAUACCCAAUGAAUACAAUAUUAACGAAAUUAGGAUUCAAGUAUAACAUAAGCGAUUGAGAUUUGAGAGGAAAAAUAAAUCCAUUCAAUGAGUUAGCUUCCAACAAAAUCAAUAGCUAGCUGUGCUGAUCAUCAUCCAAUUCCACACCCUCCUUAACACUGUGACAGUGACAGUGACACUACGCGUGAAAAUUAAUAGAUUCUAUUAUUUAGAAAUUUAAUUCUUUAUAUAUAUAUAUAUAUAUAUAUAUAGGCCACAGCCCCCUUCCCUUGCCCCCCUUCUUCAGAAAUUAAAUAUCCAUGGAAGCACCGUACGGUCUUUGCUAAAUGCUACUAAUAACAAACAUCUCCACCGUCACUACCAGCUACUCAGUGACUCAAAGCACACCCCACUGAGAUAGACACAACAAACCCACAAAUUCAGCCUCAUCACACAAUGUCUCCCGAGAAAAGAUCUCCACCUACUCCUGCUUCAACCGCCAACGAUCUCAAGCACCGAGUCAUCACCUGCCUCAACAAGCUCUCCGACCGUGCCACUCUCUCUCUCGCCACCACCGAGCUCGAGUCCAUCGCCAAGAACCUCAACCACGACUCCUUCUUCCCUUUCCUCAACUGCAUUCACAAUACCGAUUCCUCCUCUAAGUCUCCCGUUCGCAAGCAAUGCGUCAACCUCUUGACCCUCCUCUCCAACUCCCACGGCAACUCCCUCUCUCCCCACCUCUCCAAAAUGAUCUCCACCGUCACUCGCCGCCUCCGCGACCCUGACUCUGCAGUCCGAUCCGCCUGCGUCGAGGCCACCUCUGCUAUGUCCUCGCAGAUCACCAAGCCGCCGUUUUCUACUCUGUCAAAGCCGUUUAUUGAGCUAUUAACGCUUGAGCAGGAUUUUAAUGCUCAGGUCGGUGCCUCCAUGUGUUUGGCCGCCGCUAUUGAGGCGGCGCCGGAGCCAGAAGCGGAGCACUUGAGGAAGGUGUUGCCGAGGCUGGGGAAGUUGGUGAAGGGCGAGGGAUUUAGAGCGAAGGCAGCGCUGUUGACUGUGAUCGGGAAUAUCAUUGGCGUUGGCGGCGCUUCGAGUAAGGGCGUGUUGGAUUGGUUAGUACCAUGUUUGCUGGAGUUUCUGAGCAGUGAGGAUUGGGCAGCCAGAAAGGCGGCGGCGGAGGCGUUGGGGAAGGUGACCCUAGCGGAAAAGGAGCUAUCGAAGGAACAUAGAGUAGCGUGCUUGAGUUCUCUGGAGAGCAGGAGAUUUGAUAAGGUGAAGGCGGUUCGGGAGACUAUGAAUCGUACCUUGGAGCUGUGGAAGGAAGUUCCUGGAGUCUCUGACCAAGUUUCAGUAUCAUCUCAAUCUAAAUCUUCUUCAGUAGCACCAGAUAAUGCUAUUGGUGAAUGUUUCCCUUCUGACUCGGAUGAUUCUCAUGAAGUCGGUUUCAAAUCUCCUCAACCAAAGAAAACAGUCCCCGCAAACAGGUCCCCCCAAUUUGAUUCUUCGUCUGUGACCACUACCAGAAAACAAAACCCUGUAAAGAGUAAAAAUGACAAUUCAAAGACAGCAAUGAGUUGUAAAAUGGACCACAAGAAAACCUCUGCCUGGAAAACUGAAAUUGUUCUAUCUCAUGACGCUGGCUGUGGAGAUGAUAUCAAAAGGUGCAGUUAUGGAGUUUCGGAAUCAAGGGAGGACGCAAACAAUGAGAAAUGUAGGCCAGAAGCAAAACUUGUCCUGUGCAGUAGAAUCCGAGAAGAUAAACAGCACAAAUUAGGUGGUUUGAGAUCUAGGUCGAGGGUGGUUCCAUUCAAUGAUGAUGAUAACCGUUACAACAAAGAUGUUGAGGUCAACAAUCCCAAUGAAGAAUUCUUUGAGAACAAUAAAGAUAUUGAGGAUCUGUCUUUGAUUUGUGACCAGCUUAUGCAGAUUGAAAACCAGCAAACCAAUCUAUUAAUCCUUCUCCAGAGAUUUAUUGGGAGCUCCCAGCAUGGGAUAAAUUCUCUGGAGACACGUGUUCUUGGCCUGGAGAUGGCAUUGGAUGAAAUUUCAUAUGACUUGGCAUUAUCAAGUGGAAGGAUUCCUAAUACUGACUCUGCAGAUAACACAUGUUGCAAACCUCCUGGUGCAGAAUUCUUGAGUUCUAAGUUCUGGAGGAGAACAGAAGGUCGGUAUUCUACUUCAAGGUUCUCUUCACCUGGGAGCAUGCAAUCACCUCAUGCUGCACGAAACAUUUACGGUAAAGAUGCCAGCUCCGAAACAUUCAAUGCAAAUAGCCAAAGAUUUCAGCAUCAAAAUAGGAGUGGAUUCAUCUUGAAUCCAUUGGCUAAUGUUCGCAGUGUGGGAAAGAGGAAUUUGGGGUUCUAUUCAAGUCAAAUGUCAAAUAACAUAAUCCAAGAAGAUGGACAAGCUCAAAAAGCCAACUUGGCUCAGUAAAGCUUCAUCAACUUCCUGUACAGGACAAGUGAACUUAUGCAGCGGAUAGCCUGCUUAGUCAAAGUAGCUAGGACCAUGUUUCAACGGCAAUCUUAACUGAGAAAAAGCAUCCUUGGCCGUCAAAACCUGAAGAUGCCACCGAGUGAGUCUGCUACAGAAGGUCACGAAUGUGAAAUUUCUGAAUUACUGCUGCAUUCUUAUUGAUUAUUUGGGACUGAUGUAAAAUACUAUCCAAAUUCCCUAAUUUAAAGGCAGCAUUCUCCUUUC